CGCCGCUGCACGUUUACGGGAGCCCCAUCGUCCCGGAGUACAGCAAAAUAGACAAUGGAAUUCGAAGACGUCAUCGAGGAGCUUGGAGGAUUCGGCAAGUUCCAGAAGUUCCUUCUGUGGGCCUUUCUGUUGCCUUCGCAGAUACUGUUUCCGUUCUUCUCGAUGAAUCUGAUAUUUCUGCUGUCGGAGCCGGACCACAAAUGCGUGGUGCCGCAACUGGACGCCCUGGCACUCAACGAAUCGCUCACCCGGGAUGUUCGGAAACUGCUCGUCAGUGACGACGAGUGCGAGGUGUUGCCGGUGCGUCGUUUCAACUCGACGCUCUUCGCGGACGACUUUAACGCGACGUCGUGGAACGCGUCGUGGUAUGUGAAUGAAAGUGCGACCAGGCAGCCUUGCGAACUGUUUCGUUACGACGACCUGCACUACGAAGAGACCGUGCCGACGAAGUGGGAUUUGGUUUGUUCUCACGGUCACCUCCCAAGCCUGGUGUACUCCAUAGCCACGGCAGGCAGCGUCAUUGGCACUGUCAUCAUUGGUGCAGUGGCCGACAAGUACGGCCGCAAACCAACCUUCUUCGCAAUCGUGGCGCUAGCGGCGUUCUCAGGCUUUGGCGCCGUACUGUCUACCAACUUCACCAUGUUCGUCGCCAUGCGCUUCGUCAACGCCUUGCUGGACCCACAGAUCGACCAGGUGCCCUACAUCAUCAUGUUGGAACUGGUGGGUGCCAAACAGCGCACCCUGAUGCUGGGCGUGGCGUGCAUGGGCUGGACGCUGGGCAUGUGUCUGCUGCCGCUAGUGGCGUACCUGAGCCGCACGUGGGUGCUGCUGGCAACAGUGUGCGCCUCGUGCGCGGUGCCUCUCUUCUGCUACAUCAGGGUCAUCCCCGAAUCUCCGCGGUGGCUCUUGUCGCAGGACCGGCUCUCUGAGGCAUCGGCUGUUCUUCGCCGCAUCGCCUUCCGAAACGGUGUCGAGCCCCCGAUCGACCUCGACCUGAAGCUCAAGAAAGUUCGGCAAAGCAUAAAUGUCGAAGAGGAAGCGGAGAAAUCGGGUUCCAUUAUAGACUUGGUCACCAAGCCCAAGAUACGAAAAAACUUGCUGAUACUGACGCUGAUAUGGUCAGCAAACGGCUGCGCAUACAGCGGCCUGCACAUCAACGUGACUCACUUGAGCGGCAACGAAUUCCUCAACUUUCUCUACCUCGCCCUGGUGGAGUUUCCUGCAAACGCAAUUGGCUGGUGGAGUAUGGACCGGUUCGGCAGGCGUUGGACAAACGUCUUCUUCGUGCUUCUCACGGCUACCGCCUGCUGGGCACCUGUCGUCGCACCAACGUCCGGCACGGUGGGAAUCGUAUCCUCCGUGGUGGCCAAGUUCUCUACCACGGCGGCGUACAUGAUGAUGUACCAGCAGUCGGCCGAGCUCUUCCCCACACCACUACGUUCCUUUUCGGUCGGAGUACUCACGGCUCUGGCCGCGGUAUUCACUGCGUCGGUACCAUACGUCGUCUACCUUGGUAGGUAUGGCUCAUGGAUUCCAUUUCUUUUCCUGGCUGUGCUGACGACAACCGGUGGAAUUGCGGCGGCCUGGCUACCUGAGACGAAGGAUUACCCUCUCUGCCAGACGGUUGAAGACGCCGAGAAAUUUGGUCACGACCAAAAAUUCUUCUCGUUCAACAGGCAAGCAGCAACGCCUAAAUCGCAAGCAAAAUCAUUAUGCUGCAUCGAAAAUGUCCUCGACUUGGGUCAGGAGGCCAACGCCACCAUGUCAAAAUCGGACAAGAUCAGGCACAUUACGAAAGUCACCGAUGAUGAGGCCUUGAGCAUGCUGCUCACCUAA
Rhipicephalus microplus (southern cattle tick) is the source of this 1836-nucleotide messenger RNA. RefSeq names its product carcinine transporter. Gene Ontology annotation, molecular function: transmembrane transporter activity. The record is from RefSeq and is a predicted model, not a curated record. Gene Ontology annotation, cellular component: membrane. Gene Ontology annotation, biological process: transmembrane transport. NCBI's taxonomy places the organism in Eukaryota, Metazoa, Arthropoda, Arachnida, Ixodida, Ixodidae.